Molecule: messenger RNA, 6559 nt
Organism: Scophthalmus maximus (turbot)
Lineage: Eukaryota; Metazoa; Chordata; Actinopteri; Pleuronectiformes; Scophthalmidae
Gene: znf652
Product: zinc finger protein 652
Exons: 8
Coding region: 1231-3300 (689 amino acids)
Biological process (GO): regulation of transcription by RNA polymerase II
Cellular component (GO): nucleus
Molecular function (GO): DNA-binding transcription activator activity, RNA polymerase II-specific; RNA polymerase II cis-regulatory region sequence-specific DNA binding
Source: RefSeq, a predicted model, not a curated record
CACACACACACGCGCGCGCACACACACACACACACAAACACACACACACGGGUCGCCCGGUGCUACCGGUGAGAAAUGUCCGGCACCGCGGAGCCGCAGCAGUGACUUUGUGACAGAGGCGAGUCGAGUGGGUUUUGUCGAGAUGAACCGUCGCCGGGGCCGUUGUCGUUGUGGUGUUUUCAUCUCGAGAGACGCGUCGAUAACGAAGCGGCACGUCGGCAUUUUCUCGCCCGCCCGCCGCCCCCCCACCCCUCGCGCGGGUCCGGCCACUGUCACACGGGCGAACCGAAGUGUUGAUACGCUGCAGCGACCCGACGCUGCUGCUAGCUUGAAGCUAACUAGCCCCCAAAUCUGGGGCCGGCGUUGAGGGGGGGGGUCCACAAAAAAGAGGGAAAAAGUGAAAGUCCUUCUAUCUGUUGUCGACUCGUGCAUGUCCAGCAAAUACUUUAGCCUUUAGCUGGUGCGGCUCGUGCAACGUAACACGGUCGCUCUGUAAUGGCUGCACAAGUGAGCUAAUGUAGCCAGGUGUGGUGGUGGUGGUGGUGGUGAUGAUGAGAGUGAAGGAGCAUCUUGUUGCAGGAGCAGGAUAAUCUACGAGGCUUUGUGUCUCAGACAGCCAUGUGAGCCGCAAGUUGCUCUGUGAGUGCAGAGCAACUCACACCCACCCCCCUGUGAUCUUAAUGCUCUCGAGCUGCCGCCGUCCAAUUCUCAGAACGGAUCGGAGUCGGCAUGCACAGGAAGACAGGUAAUGUUCUGUAAAUGGCUCUUCAGGCGAGACACAGAGGUCGUCGCAGCAGUUCCAUGUCCGGCAUUCAGCUCGUCUUUACCUGCUCGGCUAUUUGAAGACACCGGCGCCCGGCAGAGCGGAGAGCGGCCUCGUGGAAACGGUGAAUCUGGACCGUGCCCACAUCUUGCAUCAAAGACACUGAGUCUUUGAUUUUUUCAGUCUGAUUUUUUUUUUUAAGCCUAUGAAACAAAACUUUGAGCAGAUUGUAUGUCUUACCAACUGCAUUCCCUUCCAGCAUGGAUGCUCUCUUUGAAUCAGGUUGACUGUUUCUCACCUCAUCCCCUCCUUCCUGUCUCUUUAGCAGAGGGAAGGUGGGGGAUUGGUGUGGCGUCCCCUGCCUCUCCUUGUAGAACACGCCAGUCUUAACAAGGUACCACAGUGGUCAAUCUUUUCCAUUUCUCUUUGUGGCCCUAUACCAACACCCAUCCGCUCUAUCCCUCUUCAUGAAAUCCUGCCAGAGCCUCAAGGACGAGGUUUCCGUCCCCAGCCUUGGCGGGAUGUCACAGGAGGAAGGACGCAGGGCGCCGGUGAACCAGUCCUACUUCCACUCCCCUAAUCCGGAUCUGGACCUGACGGGCAAGCUUUACAAGAGAGAGGUCGGUGGCAAACCUUACUCUGUGUUGGUGGACAAUAAGAUGGCGGCCAAGGCAUCUGCGGCAGAUCAGAACAUUGGUCACGUGACUCCACAGCAGCAUCAGCAGUAUUUCAGAGAGGGGGGAGCCGGUCAGGAGGUGGAGACGCAGGGGCCCCAGGCCGGCAACAACGGCACCUCCGACGACACCGAAGAAGAUGACGACGAGGAUGAGGAAGAGGAGGGUGAGGAUGAGGACGCUGAGGAGGAGGAGGAAGAGGGCUUCAAGCGUGAGCAGAUCAUUGUGGAGGUCAACCUGAACAACCAGACUCUUCAUGUGUCCAAGGGGGACAGCAAAACUGGAACCACAGCAGAUGACUCAGAUAGAGCUGGCAGCGACGAUGAGGAGGAAGAUGAGGAGGAGGAAGAGGAGGAGGACAGCCCUGAUGAAGAAGAAGAAGAGGAGGAAGACGACGAGGAAGAUGAGAUUGAAAGCCGAAGAACAAGGUCAAAAAGGGCCCGUCGGAGUGUGAGCAGCACGGCGGCUCCCAGCCAGCCGCGGAGGAAGAGCCUCCGAACGGCUCUGAGCAUCGCCCCCUCUGCCGGCGGAAUGACCACCAGGGGGCGACGGAAGCGCAUGGAGCCCGCGAAGAGCAUGCGCCGGUCGGCCAGGUCCGCGCUGUCGUCCGCGGGCUCCACGGCGGCGGCGGGGGGGAAGGCCGACGCGGAGGAGAAGGAGAUGCUGGCGUGCGAAAAGUGCCCGCGCGUGUUCAACACCCGCUGGUACCUGGAGAAGCACAUGAACAUCACACACAGGCGAAUGCAGAUCUGUGACAAGUGCGGCAAAAAGUUUGUCCUGGAGAGUGAGCUGGCCUUACACCAGCAGACUGACUGCGAGAAGAACAUCCAGUGCGUCUCCUGCAACAAAUCCUUUAAGAAGCUGUGGUCUCUGCACGAGCACAUCAAGAUCGUGCACGGCUACGCAGAGAAGAAGUUCUCGUGUGAAAUCUGUGAGAAGAAGUUCUACACCAUGGCUCACGUCCGUAAGCACAUGGUUGCUCACACUAAGGACAUGCCAUUCACUUGUGAGACCUGCGGGAAGUCGUUUAAACGCAGCAUGUCUUUAAAAGUUCACUCCCUCCAGCACUCUGGAGAGAAACCCUUCCGUUGUGAGAACUGCGACGAGCGGUUCCAGUACAAGUACCAGCUGCGCUCGCACAUGAGCAUCCACAUCGGACACAAGCAGUUCAUGUGCCAGUGGUGCGGCAAGGACUUCAACAUGAAACAGUAUUUUGACGAGCACAUGAAAACACACACAGGAGAGAAGCCGUUCAUUUGUGAGAUCUGCGGAAAGAGCUUCACCAGCCGGCCCAACAUGAAGCGUCACCGCCGCACGCACACAGGCGAGAAGCCGUACCCCUGCGAGGUGUGCGGCCAGCGCUUCCGCUUCUCCAACAUGCUCAAAGCGCACAAGGAGAAGUGUUUCCGGGUCACCAGCCCCGUGGUUCUGCAGACCAGCGGCCCGCCCGUGCCUGUCCGCAUCUUCAACACCUUCUCCUCCUCUUCCUCCACCGGCCCCGGCCCCUCGGCCGGCAACCCGGCCACCACCUCAGCUCCCCUGGGCCUCGGCGGGACGGGAGGGCCCCUGCCUCCUCGGGCCCCCGUGGGACACGCGUUCUCCCACGUGCAGCUCCACUCGUCCCCUUCUCACCACCACCCCCACCCCUCGACGACAACCCAGCAGCACCUCUCCAAUGCCGCGCCCCAACACGCCCCGCCUCACCCCCACCACCACCUGGCCGUGCCCCCGGUCGCCCACCUUCCCCCGCCCCCGGCCCUUCUCAAGAGUGAGCCCCUGAACCACUGUGGGCACGAAGACAGCGGCUACCUGCACCACAUGGCCCAUCCCGACAAGGGUCCCGGAGCCCCGCAGCACCACUGAACUGUCUCUCUCGUCUCAUAGUCCAGCCUCAUUCCCUGAAUACAACUGUAUUUCUUCUCAAACCCAUUUAAAAACUUAAACUAAACACACACCUGCGUAUGUGUGAAAGACUGAUACACAUUAUUUAAGUCCCCAACUUAAAAAACUCUGGUCAACUGACAAAGAUUUUAGAACCUCUAGGUUUUGGCGGAACAUUUUCUAAGGUAAACUACACAAAAGGAAUUCUGUGUGUGAGUUCUCCAUCUGUACAUUGAUCUCAUUUUUCAACUUAAGCUGCUGACAAGUUGGCUUUUUUGCGCAAGGUCCCACCCACAGCAAUACUCGAACCUGCCCACCCGAGUUGUGACUGCAGAGCCUUGGGGGCAUCACACACGUGUGUUUUUAUGAAUGUUGUAACUGUUUCUACCUGAGUCCUUCUCUCCCCCGAAGUCAAAAAGGCUGAGGCCUUUUCUGUCACAGGGCUGCGGAAGAAAGCGCAAGAUGCAGUGCCAUAGGUCGGGGAUGGGGGAUGGGGGAAGGGGGGGAAAGGGGAUUUGGGGGGGGCAUUUGUAAAGGACGUUGAAAACUUGUGUUUUGUAAAUGCGUAGUUGAAUCUAUGACAUAGUCUGAGAUUCAUAUCAAGGAUAAAUGGUGCUUUCCAUUCCAGUACGUAAGAUAUUUCUUAAUUAUUUUUUUUUUGCUUUUCCAGUUGAUUUCUUUUGUUUUUGUUUUUUGUUUUUUUGAGUGUAAUAUUACAUAUUCACAUGUAUUGUGUCAUAGAAGACCACGUCUUGCCAGCCGGGCUUUUCUACAAUGGAAUUCUUUUUUUUUUUUUCUUCUUUUUUUUUCGAAACGUGAAACUUAAUUGUAUGCAGGACACGCGCUUUAUAGCCUCACGCUUACUCGAAGCACACGCAAAACACACACACAGAGACCACGCGGUCACUGAUUUACUAAACUGUGAUCAGUGCAACCUCUUUCAGAUAACGGAUGAACUGUCAAUAUACUGCCACUGUGAGGGGCCGGACACACGGGCCCCAUCAGGAUCUACACCCCCUCCUCCUCCCUUCGCUGCUGACGAAACGAUACGGGUUACCAUGUCAAAGGUCAUUCGACACACACACACACACACACACACACACACACACACACACACACACACACACACACACACCUGGGACCUUUUUCUCAUCACAGGUCUUAACAGACAAUUAUGCAUAUUCCUUCUCUCAGCCUAUAUUCCAUGGUUCGGUGUAGGGCGCUGUAAUGUAAAGCUUCGGGGGUUUUUUUUGACUUUCAUCAUACUGACAUUCUUGGAUCCACACCAGGCACGAAGCGUCUGAAAAAAAACCUGUUGAAUGUUGCCUAUACGCAGAAUGACGGCUCAUUGAGUCAUUUGGGUUAUAUAUAUAUAUAUAUAUAUAUAUAUAUAUAUAUAUAUAUAUAUAUAUAUAUAAUUUUUUAUUAUGUUCUCUUUGAUUAAUUUACUCAGUUUUGAAAGCUAACGAAUGGAUCCGUAGUGUAGAGAUAAACUGUUGUUAGCACAUGAUAGGAAACGUCAGGACAAAAAAGACGACUUGGAUACUCGGAAUUCUCGCGUAGAUAAAGCAGAUACGUGCGAUCGAGUCGGCGCGAGACUUUACAUUUUAGUUAAUGUAAUGGCCAAUGGUGCGAAUGUUGUUUGACGGUGUGUUGAGGAGGAACGUUGUGGACUAAGGAGGAGGGGGGAGUGUGUGUGUAAGUGUGCAUGUGUUGUGUCCGUGUGGUAAUGUCCCCGGUGCUCUUGUACCAAAAGCUGCGUCUCACACAGUGUGCCGUAUACGACGUUUCAGUAUUUGGGGGAAACAAGAGAUGGACAAUAGCAGUAAAUUUAACAUCUUUCUACUAGAGCCCGACCGAUAUGGAUUUUGGGGGCCGAUAUCGAUAUAAGGGGGGGGGGGGGGGGCAAGAUUCCCGAUACAGAUGUCGAUAUCAGACCGUUAUGACAAAGAAAUGUAAUCGAGGCUUGAAUAUUUUAGUUUAACCGUAAGCUGGAUCAUGAAUAAGUAUAAAUUAAAAAAAUAUUACAAAUACAACCAAAUAAAUAGAACUCGAAUUACGAAAAAUAAACAUUUAUUUCACCUAAAAUGUAAAAACAUGAACGUUUACAUUUAAAGGCUCAUAUCAGUUGGCCAACAUAUCGGCCGGGCUCUACUUUCCACCACUCGCACAGUAUUCAGUCUGAAGUGGUUAAGCUCAGUAGGUUUGGAUGAAACCCCCCCCCCUUUGUUUUUAUUUUAAAUUUUUUUUUUUUUGAUUUGAGACCUGCAACUAUCCUGCCAUUUCUUCGGGUCUUUAAGAAAGCUCCGCGUUAUCCGAUUACCAUGCUGUCCCAUUUGGUUUUCACUGCAGUGCUUUCAGCAUUUUUUGCAGUAUGAAUCUUUUUGACUUCAAAUUUUUAUUUUCCUUUUUCCGUGAGCCUUUUUUUCAUUUGUGUGUAUUCUCUGCACUUUACUGCUGCGUGGGCGAGGGCGCAGGGAAGGGGGGAGGGACUGACGAUGCAUUGUGGAAACCCGAGUUGCAGUUUGUGGCUGCACGGCGGGAAAAGGGUGGAGGUGAUUUACUUUUUUCGAGUUGAUGUUUUUUAGGCAAAGGAAAAGGAGGAGAAUCCACGGGGCGGAGGCGGCUAGUGUGGAAGGGACCAGAGCAAAAAAGAACAGGACAUUUCUUUUAAGAUAUGUGCUUAAAUUUUUAUUUCCAGACCUCUACGGACCUUCCCUCAAAUUGGAAAGCGAUGUUCCUCGAGGCUUUGGCGACUUCCCACAAGCCGCUCCGAGCUACGUCUCAAUCACACACUCUUUUUUUUUUUUUAUUGUCCAUUAUAUUUCUCUCCGUCUACGUCUCUCCAGAUUUUAACAAACGAUUCUCCUCCAACUUUUUCUUUUGUUAUAUAGAAUGCACUUUCUACUAAAAAGAAUUAUUGGCUAGUUAAGUAAAAAAAAUAAAUAACAUUGUAUAUUCUUCUUUAAAGAUGUUUUUAAAAAAAAUCAAUAUACUUUUUUUUUCCCAGCCCUCUUUGUAUUUUUAACCACUUAAUGUAGCAUUGCGUAUUUUAUUAUUGUAUCUGGUACAAAAUGUGCAGCUUUAUAAUGUCCUGGUUUGUCUUUCUUUUCUUUUUUUUCUAUGUUACCUGGAGAUUGAGGAGAAGUGGGGGGAAAAAGUUGGGCCUUUUUUUGAUAAUAUACAUUUAACUGACUGCUAACUUUGAGAAGUAAAAACGAGUAGCCAUGAUUAUCACAUA